Ixodes scapularis (black-legged tick) is the source of this 9374-nucleotide messenger RNA. Its product is annotated as ATP-binding cassette sub-family A member 2. Lineage: Eukaryota; Metazoa; Arthropoda; Arachnida; Ixodida; Ixodidae. Gene Ontology annotation, cellular component: intracellular membrane-bounded organelle; membrane. The record is from RefSeq and is a predicted model, not a curated record. Gene Ontology annotation, biological process: transmembrane transport; lipid transport. Bases 342 to 7664 code for a protein of 2440 amino acids. Gene Ontology annotation, molecular function: ATP hydrolysis activity; ABC-type transporter activity; ATP binding. The transcript has 50 exons.
AUAACGUAACCCGUGAUGGUGUCAAGCAGCAACUUGGCGUCGCGCGUACGAGUUCACGCGAGGUAGUCGUGAUGAUUGUUCCUCAUCUUCGUCAGAAAUGACACUACGCUUGUUGACGGAGCGAACGGUAGCAAGUUGGCCUCUUUAUCAAGCCUGUCUGAUCGCAAGUUGGGGAUAGCUGCGUCGAUCUGUGACAUUUGUACGCGAGCCCGAGUUUAUCUCCGGGGGCCCGAGGUGUUGUGGUUUUAGUCGGCCCAGCUGAUUGAUUCCCUCGCAGCUUUCGAGGGACAGCCAAGAACGUCGCCGACUCUGCGCGUAUCCAAUGCGUUUCUGCCGUCAGAAUGGGCUUCUACCUCCAGUUGCGGCUACUGCUGUGGAAAAACUACACGCUGAAGAAACGAAAACCUCUGGUGCUGCUGUUCGAGCUAGUCAUACCGCUAGUCUUGUUCUUCAUUCUCAUUGGCAUACGGAAGAAACAGCCUGCUUAUCCAGUGGGAUCCUCUUCCUUCCCGGCCUUUCCACUUCCCUCAGCUGGAGUCAUAGCCGUGAUGCAGGCUUUUUGUGAUAAUGGUAUCAGGGACAGCGACGGAUUCGCUACAUUUCCCAACAGCACGGUGACGUCCUUCCUGGAACGGCUGAAGAAUGUGUCAAAGCACCACAACUUCUUCCAGCCGGGCUUCACCCUCGGGGAGAUGGACCUCAUCCCGUCCAUCUUCAAGACCAUAGUGGAAGACCCCGUGGCCCUGCAUGACCGCUUCGCCCAGGCCCCCGCCAUGAGAAUGGACUACUUCCUCAAGGACCCCAAGGAGCUCAAGGAAGUUCUGGUGAACAACCUGUCGUUGCCGUCGAGAGAUCUGGACAUCCUGCUGAACUCCUCCCUGGACAUGAAACAAGUGUACCUUUCGGUGUUUGGUCGACAACAGGAGGACCUCGUGAAUGUGGUGAACACGUCGCCCCAGUCCCCGCAGCCGUUGCCCGUCCCCCAAGCUCUCCGCCGGCUUGUGGGAGGUCCCUUCCCCGCCGUCCCCGCGGGUUCCCCCUCCUCAGGGGUUUUGAGCCCCAUGUCCCUCAAGCACCUGAGCUUUCUGCUGAGGCUGAUGCGCUCGCACCACCAAGAGUUUGCACUCCUGCUCGGCGUGCUGCGCUGGACCCUGGACACCGACGGGAGGUCGUGGCCGCCGCCCCGGGUAGACCCCGAGGAAGCGGCCUCCAGCCUCGUGGCAUUGCUGUUGUCACCCGAGGUCCUCAAGAUCUCUUUUUGUGAGGACCAGGAUAUGCCAGAUGUGUUCACUUUCAAUACGUCAACUGUGAGAGAAGACUUUCAGGAACUUCGCAGCCGCUAUUGCAACCUGACAAGCAAGGAAGCCGACAUGCUCUCGAUGGAGCUCAAGAGACAAGUGAAUAUCAGGAAGGUUGCUGAAACGCUUGCCCUCGACCAGUGGAACCUGACAGUUGCUCACAAAAGAAUCUCAAAGUUAGCUGCUGACCUACACAAGUUCAACCUUUUUGAGACUGCCGUGCAAGAGAUUUCUGAACUAGCCCUGGAGCUGCCCCAAGACGCCUGCCACACCCUGAAGGACACCAACUCCACCGCACCGGUGAACGCUUCCAUCACGGACGAGAAUGCCACGGCAUCGGAGAGCCCCGAGAUUAUAGACAAGGUCAAGAAGACCAGGCCCCAGUACGGGCUUCUCAGGAUUUGGCUUGGGAUGCAGCGCAUGAUCUGUGGGAAAGUAGGGAAGUCCCCGGAGUCUGUUUCUGGCGACGGUGAAGACAUCAACCUCAAUGACAUUGGAAUAUCGGAGUACCAGAAGGAGCAGAUUGGAAUUUUGGUUCAUGUGCUUUAUAGCAACCCUAAAGUACUUUACACACCAAACAACACCGCAGCCAAUUCCAUCGUUGAAAAGGCCAAUGAGACAUUUGAGCUCCUUGACACUGUGACACAGUAUGCUAAGAAGAUGCUCAACAUUUCACGGGACAUCAGGGACUACCUGGCACAGAAUACCAGCGACCAUUCGUUGGCUGUGCUGAGACAUAUCAGGGAGAACCUGAGGCGUUACCCGCUCGUCUUUGAGGUGGCGCGCAGCGAGGCGCUGCGCGAGUUUUCGCUGGGGGGGGGCGGGGCCUCGGUCAUCGAGGACAAGGAAGCCUUUGUGCGCCGGCUGGACGUGAUCGACAACGGGGCCUGCUCUUGGAUCGCCCUCAUGUCGGGCCUCAGCCUCAACAUGUUCCGUGGCUUCAGCACGGAGGAGGACCUCAUGGCCUACUUCAAGGGCAGGGCAUACUUCGACAACGUCACCGUCCUCGCAAGUGUACUGUUCCAGAUGGAUGCAAACGGUUCUAUGCCACGUCACAUGAGCUACACAAUACGCCAGAAUGCGUCGUUUACGCCAACGACCAACCUGAUGCGCAGCCGCUUCUGGUUCCCGGGUCCCCGCAACUGGGGCUACGAGUAUUACCAGUUUGGAUUCGUGUGGCUGCAGGACAUCCUGGAGCGCGCCAUGGUGAACUUGUACACUGACAAAGAUGUCACGGAACCUGGGACAUACAUCCACCAGUUCCCGUAUCCAUGCUACAUCCAGGAUCAGUUUCUCUUCAUGAUUGAGCAUGUCAUGCCACUAUGCAUGGCUAUAUCUUGGGUCUACUCCGUGGCAAUGCUGGUCCAGAACGUUGUUUACGAAAAAGAGAAGAGGCUCAAAGAAGUGAUGAAAACGAUGGGCCUCAACAAUGCAGUCCACUGGCUUGCCUGGUUCAUAACCAGCUUCAUUCAAAUGACCAUCACGGCGGCUGUCCUCACCGCCGUACUCAAAUAUGGCCGCGUCCUAACCUACAGCAACCCGUUAAUUUUCUUCCUCGUUCUUGAGACAUUUGUGGUGGCCAACAUCACCUUUUCGUUUCUGGUGAGCGUGCUGUACUCAAAGGCCAAGCUGGCAGCUGCCUGUGCUGGCAUCGUGUACUUUCUCACCUACGUACCCUACAUGUACAUUGCUGUGCGCGAAGAGGCGGCACACAACAACAUCCCCGCCUGGCUAAAGAGCCUUGCUUCGCUGCUGUCGACGACUGCUUUCGGCUUGGGCGCCAAGUACUUUGCCUUCUACGAGGAAGUGGGCGUCGGAGUGCAGUGGGCCAACCUGAGCAUCUCUCCUCUGGAGGACGACGACUUUAGCCUCGGCCACGUGGCCGCCAUGAUGCUGGUGGAUGCGUUCAUCUACUCCCUCCUCGUCUGGUACAUCGAGAAUGUGCACCCCGGGUCUUAUGGGCUGCCCAGGCCCUGGUAUUUUCCGCUGACCCACAGCUACUGGUUUGGGGGCGGCAGGUACGAGGCCGAAGAGGUGAAUUCCCUGCGCUCCUUCUGGAGGAAGCUGCUCCGCAAGCACGGAGCUGCGCUCUCAGUCACCGAGGAGGAACAGGCCUGUGCCAUCGACAGCAGGAUGUUGGACAGCGGAUAUUUCGAGCCUGAUCCAACAGAGUUGCCCCUUGGAGUUUGCAUCGACAAUCUCGUGAAGAUCUACAAGGAUGGCAAAAAGCUGGCUGUCAACAGGCUGAGUCUCAACUUGUACGAGGGGCAGAUCACCUCCUUCCUUGGACAUAAUGGAGCUGGAAAAACAACGACUAUGUCAAUAUUGACAGGACUGUUCCCACCAACGUCUGGCUAUGCCCUGAUCUAUGGGCGCGACAUCCGCACAGAGAUGGACGUCAUCCGGCAAAACAUGGGCAUGUGUCCUCAGCACAAUGUGCUCUUUGACGAACUGACAGUGGAGGAGCACCUUUGGUUCUAUGCCCGGCUCAAGCAAACCCCAGACAGCAACAUCAAGGACGAGACCGAUAAGAUCAUUCAAGAUCUGAGUCUGCCACUGAAGAGGCACAGCAAGGUGGACUGCCUCUCUGGAGGCAUGAAGCGCAAGCUCUCGGUGGCCAUUGCCUUCGUGGGUGGCUCGCAUGUGGUCAUCCUCGAUGAGCCCACUGCCGGCGUGGACCCGUACUCACGGAGGGCCAUUUGGGACCUCAUUCUCAAAUACAAGAAAGAGCGCACAAUCCUGCUGUCAACCCACCACAUGGACGAGGCAGACGUGCUGGGGGACCGCAUUGCGGUCAUCUCGCACGGGCAGCUGCGCUGCUGUGGAACAUCCCUGUUCCUCAAAAACAACCUGGGCAAGGGCUACCACCUGACCCUGGUCAAGCAGCCCCCACAACACCACUCAGGGGACUGUGGAGUGGAGAGCUGCGAAAGGGCGGUGACGAGCUUCAUCCGCCGGCACGUGGAGACUGCAUCGUUGGUGUCGGAGACGCAGCAUGAGCUGCACUACAUUCUGCCGCUGCUGGAGCUGAGGAAGGGCAGCUUUGAGAAGCUCUUCUCAGCCCUGGAGGCGAGCCUGGGCUUCCUAGGCAUCUCCAGCUACGGCAUCAAGAACACCACCCUGGAGGAGGUCUUCCUCAAGGUGGCCGAAGAGGCCAGCCGCUCGGACUCCGAGAGCUUCGAUGAGCCCCCGAAGAAGCCAGAGGUCGUUUCUUCAUCGAGGUCAAGCCGCGCGCCCUGUGCGGAGGAGAAACAGCCACUGACGGAUUUCGGGUACAGCCUGAGCGAGCUGUCCAGUGGUGCUGGCGAUGAGGCUGGCCAGUGGAACGGAUUCUCGAGCCUGGGAGAGGAGGUGACGGGCAGCUGGGAGGGCAGCGGCCAGCGGGUGGAGGGCAAGCUAUUGCUGCUGCAGCAGCUGAGUGCCAUCCUGCUCAAGCGCUACUACUGCACCCGGCGCAACUGGAAGGGCCUCUUCUCCCAGAUCCUGCUGCCCGCCUUCUUUGUGGGCGUGGCCAUGUCGGUGGCCCUCACGGCGCCCCACGUGGAGGACCCCCCUCCCCUCGUCCUGUCCCCCUCGCGCUACUACAACUACACCCAGCCCAGGGGCAAUGUGGUACCUUACGCCUUCCGGGACCACCCCAGGCCCAGGUGGGACUCGGAUGCGGAUGCCCGCCAGUUGGCCAUGACUCUGCGUCUGCCAUCGGGUGUAGGGGCCACAUGCGUGCUGCUGUGGCCCAUCAACGAGACUAUUGGGAUUCCCGUGCAGCCGUCUCAGGCCAACUACUCGGACCGUUCACUGGACUUGGACGCCUUUGAGCCCGAGUGUCGCAGCGUGUUCGUCCCGGGACUGCCCCUGGACAAUUUCGUGCCCCCGUUGCCCACUCCCGAGAGCCCCACGGGGACGGAGUCUGAGGAGGGAAUUGCGCUGUCGGGGACGUCAUCUGUCGCGCGGCACAGCUCAAAGCAUGUGAAGAGUGGCCAGGAGCGCUUCUAUCCUUACUGCCAGUGUUCUUCGGACAAGACGAACUACGUCUGUGAGACGCACGGCUACCGCGACCCCCCGAUGUUCCAGGCCCUCACAGGCGACAUCCUGCUCGACAUCAGCAGCCAGAACGAGCACGAGUAUUACCUGUACACCACGGACAUGUACCGUCUCCGCAGGUACGGAGCAUUCUCCUUUGGCCUUUCUCGGGCCUACGUUCCUCCAUCUUUUGGCAAGGAUGCUCCUGCACUGUUUCAGAAGAUUGCGGUCCGUGAAGUGGCCAAGGUCUGGUACAACAAUAAAGGAUACCAUGCCAUGCCCACCUACGUGAACAGCAUCAAUAAUGCUAUCUUGAGGGCAAAUCUCCCACCUGAAAAAGGGCAUCCUUCUGCUUACGGCAUCACCGUGAUCAACCACCCCAUGACAGACACUUCGUUCCUGCUCUCGAAGGAUCAAAUCCUCCAAGGAACGGAUGUGCUCAUCGCCAUCUUUAUUAUUGUGGCCAUGUCCUUCGUGCCGGCCAGCUUCGUCCUGUUCCUGGUGUAUGAGCGCUACACCAAGGCCAAGCACCUGCAGAUUGUAAGCGGUGUCAACCCCAUCGUGUACUGGCUGGCCAACUACUUCUGGGACAUUUGCAGCUAUGUGGUGCCUGCAACAUGCUGCGUUCUCAUUCUCCUCAUCUUCGACAUACCCGCCUAUACGUCGGCGAAGAACUUUCCAGCCGUUCUCUCGCUCUUCCUUAUGUAUGGGUGGUCUAUCACACCAGUCAUGUACCCGGUGUCUUUCCUCUUCAAGGAGCCCAGCACAGCCUACAUUUUUCUGAUUGUGAUAAACCUGUUUGUAGGAAUCACUUGCAUUGUCACCAGCUUCCUACUGGAAGUAUUUUCCUACGAUGCUUACCUUGGGGAAGUGCAUCAUCUCCUCAAGACCAUCUUCCUGAUGUUCCCAAACUACUGCCUAGGAAGGGGUCUCAUGGACAUUGCCUUCAACGAAUAUCAGAACUUCUUUCUCUUCAAGACAGGUCGUUACGACAGGAUGAGGUCUCCUUUUGCCUGGGACUUGGUGACCAGGAACCUGCUGGCCAUGGCACUGUCGGGAAUGCUUUUCCUUAUCCUCACCCUACUUCUGGAGUUCAACUUUUUUCUCAAGCCAAAGAAAGUGUGUGUGCCCGAGGGUCUCAAUCUGGAAGAAGAUGAGGACGUGCGAAACGAAAGGAGGAGAGUCCUGAAUGGCCGAACAAACACCGACGCACUCUGCCUUAUGAACCUCACAAAGGUUUAUCAUGCAAGGAAGCUGGGAAAGCAUUUGGCAGUAGAUAGACUGUGCCUCAGAAUACCAAAAGGAGAGUGCUUUGGAUUGUUGGGAGUGAACGGAGCGGGGAAGUCGACCACCUUCAAGAUGCUCACGGGUGACACCGAGAUAACCUCCGGAGAUGCAUUCCUCAAUGGUUACAGCGUUUCUCGUGAGUUGAACAAGGCCCAACGGUUCAUUGGCUACUGCCCCCAGUUUGAUGCGUUGUAUGACGAGCUGACAGCCAAAGAACAUCUUCGUCUGUAUGCCAGGUUCCGAGGAAUCCCAGUCAAGGAGGAAAACAGGGUAAUCGAGUGGACCCUCCAGAAGCUGGGAUUGACGUCGUAUGCGGAUCGUGUUGUGGGGACGUACAGCGGCGGCAACAAGCGCAAACUCUCGACGGCCAUUGCCCUGCUGGGAGGACCUCCAGUCAUCUACCUGGACGAGCCCACCACUGGCAUGGAUCCAUACACGCGCCGCUUCCUCUGGGACCUCAUUCAGGAUCUAGUACGUGGGGGCCGCUCCGUCAUCCUCACUUCGCACAGCAUGGAGGAAUGUGAGGCCCUUUGCACCCGGCUGGCCAUCAUGGUAAACGGGCACUUCAAGUGCCUGGGCAGCAUCCAGCACCUCAAGAACCGCUUUGGCGAGGGCUACUGCAUCACUGCACGCACCAAGGGAGCGUCGCACGAUGCCAUCUCGGCCUGGUUCCACAGGGUCUUCCACAAUGCCACUCUCAAGGAGCAGCACUUCAACAUGCUCCAGUAUGAGCUGAAGUCUGAAAACAUCUCCUUGGCAUACGUCUUUUGCCAAAUGGAACAAGCCCUCGGGGAACUUCCCAUAGAGGAAUAUUCCGUGUGCCAAAACACCUUAGACAAUGUGUUUAUAAACUUUGUGAAGCAGCAGUCCGAAAGGGGCCGCGAGCCCGGGGCAUGGUCUGCGGGCAAGCGCAGCUUGGUCGCCUCCGGCCAGAGGGGCCGCCCUCCCCUUCCUCUGGACGACACCAUUGGGGACAGCGACGAGGAUGAAGACAUCCAGCAGCGCCUCCAGCGAUCCCAGAGUCACUUGGCCUUCCUCAACAUGGAUGUGGACUGUUGAGGUCCGCCACCGCCUAGUGCGCCGACCGAGCAAGACGAGAGAAAUGGUCCCUCGUAGAAGCUGCCUCUGCAUAAUCGACAUUCUACUCGCUGCCCCUCGUGAUCGGGCGUUUUGGCCUACCGGGGGCUCCGACCGUGACCGGACGACGGCUGCCGCCACUUAUUGUGAUCUUUUCUACUUGGUCUCGUGGUAUUUGUCCUUUUUCUAAGUCCACACAUUCAUUCUAGUCAACUCGCUUACUUUUGAUUUUUUGCUACUGCCCACGAGAGUCCACUGCCGCCAUACUUAUGCAUUAGCAUGCCGUACAUUAAAGGUGGUCACAUAGAAUUGUUUUCUGCCAGUGCCUCAGGUCUGUGUACUUGUCACACCCGCCUUCUCAUCUCGUUUUUCAUCGAGCCCUUAGAAUUGUGAAGUUUUUUUUCGUGUACCUCUCAUACUUACCAAGAACUUUCGAGCAAGAGUUGCGGCUUAACAGCACGCUUAAGGAUGAGGGAAUUUGUGACAAGAAUGACGGCCAGGCCUCUGAAGCACCUUCGGUAAAAUUAUUUUGUGACAGUUUGGACCGAAGAUGGGGCCGAGGCUUGAAGAAUAUCGAGAUUGAGAACUGGUCGGAGGCUGCUUCUUAGUGCGAUUUCGGCCGUUAGGCAACAACAUUCACGGCAGCGGAACAAAGAGUGGGCUUUGUCUUGGGUCGAUACCUGUGCUUGUGCGAAAAGGAAACCCCUAUAUAAAAUAUUUGUUCUUAGUCUAGUUUGUUUUUUCAUUAUUUUGUGGUACGGGGCUAGUUUCUGCGGCAUAAAAGUGCUGCUUUUAUAAAAUAAUAAACAGCAUUUUAUGGUUAUAGAGCAUUUACAUAUUUCCCGAAUCAUAUUUAAUGGACAAAUGCAAUUUGCAUUUAUGGACUACCAGUAAAGCAAAAGGGCACAUCAUCCAGUGUAUCCUGCAGGCGAAGCCGGGAGACAGGAAUGGCACCCAGACUGCACGCUGGCAUUUCUGGCAUGAUCGUGCAGAGAAUUCGGAGGUGCAGAGAAAUGUUGCCGAAUGUGUUUGGAGACGGCCUCCUUUUUUUCUACAAAGCCUGUCAAUCCCACAACGAAGCCAUUGAGCGCGUGGCUGCCGGAAAAAGGCGAGGAGCAGUGCCAAACAUACACCCAUAUGGUAGCGCAUAGCCACUUUUACGUCACCCCAAAAGUGGCUCUGCGCCAGCAAUGCGCACGGUGGUCUCUCCACAGAAUAACAACAAACCGUAACGGAGAAAAAGAGAAAGGAGGCUAUGGGUGCAUGAAGAAACAGGGAAGGGGCUGAAGAAAGGAGGGUCUACGCAAAAUGUUUUCCUUUCCUGAAAACAACAUAACAAAAAGGAGCAUGUUCGUCUUUCCGGAUUUUACCGCUGAGGCAUUGCUUGGGGCUGCCAGAAAGAGCACGCCCUUUUCUAUCUCUUCUAACAGCGGCCACAUUCUUUCGCGAUUUGACAGGCUUUCCAGAAUAAAGGAGGCUAUGGUUUGGAAUGUCGGGUGUUACGAUAGCCUGGUGAAACUUCUAUGGAACCUGGGCUCCGUGCAAUGGCAAGUCACAAAUAACCUUACGAUAAUUCAAUCGUAAUGUGCAAACAAAGAAAAAAAAAAAAAGAUUUCAGUCCGACAUUUGCUUAUGCAUGGUUUUCCCAACACGUGCAUAAACAAACCAACUGAAAAGGAUUAAAAAAACAAA